AUGUCAAGACUGUCACAACAGCAACUUUCUCAUGCCCAACAAGUAGCUGUCACGACCAGUCAUCAACACGAAUCCGAUGUUGAAGACGAGGAGAAUCCCUAUUCCACGAUAAAGAAAUCCCCUCUGCGGUCGACGAUUCUGAAGAAUUUGGAGACACUUAUCGAGAAGAAUACGGCGGAUAAAGUGGCUGACCAACAAAAGUCCAGGAGAAGGGAAGCAAAGAAGAUACCGCCUGGUUCCGCUUAUUUACGUCCAUCUUUCUAUAAUGAUGCCAGUAUGGACAACAUGCUUCGCGAUUUGGAGAAUGCGACGACGAUAAAAAAGAAGGUGCCCCUGAUCGAUCGUCUUGGAGAUGUCGAUCGAGUCGAUAUUGCUUUACUCAUUUCUUUUAUUUUAUUAGUAAUAUUUGGAUUUUCCGGUUUUUACAUUUUAAUUAAUGAAUUUUGA
Molecule: messenger RNA, 447 nt
Organism: Cooperia oncophora
Lineage: Eukaryota; Metazoa; Nematoda; Chromadorea; Rhabditida; Trichostrongylidae
Source: the annotation of a GenBank genome assembly